Messenger RNA from Lactuca sativa (garden lettuce), 828 nucleotides. Its product is annotated as early light-induced protein 2, chloroplastic. The record is from RefSeq and is a predicted model, not a curated record. NCBI's taxonomy places the organism in Eukaryota, Viridiplantae, Streptophyta, Magnoliopsida, Asterales, Asteraceae.
GCUCCUCUAAGCAUCCACUCUCCUUUGUCUUCACCAGUUCUCCCCAACCCUAUAAAACCCACCUCCUCAAACCCUCAUCCUCCACUUCAACCACCACCACCACCAGUACUACUACCACCUUCUCUCCUCCCUCAAAACUUCAUAUAUCUUUUUCCGACAUGGCUGCUUCUUCAAUAUUCAUGGUAGUCCCCAUCACAUUUUUCAAGAGAAAUCCCACAUUCUCCAUCAGGUGCAUGGCACAGACACCACAAAGUGGUGAAACCGGGAGUUCCAAACAAGCAACCACACCAAAUAUGACCAGUACUCCUCCACCGCCUGCACCGAAGGUCAGCUCGAAGUUCUCUGAGGUAUUGGCAUUCAGCGGACCGGCACCGGAGAGGAUAAACGGAAGGUUGGCGAUGAUCGGGUUUGUGUCGGCGAUGGCGGUAGAAGUGAGCAGCGGUCAAGACGUGUUUGCCCAGAUCGGCAAUGGCGGAGUGGCGGUGUUUGUCGGCACUAGCAUGGUGUUGACGUUAGCGUCGUUGGUGCCGUUGUUUAAAGGAGUGAGUGUGCAGUCGAAGUCGAGUGGACUGAUGACGUCAGAUGCAGAGCUUUGGAAUGGACGGGUUGCGAUGUUGGGGCUGGUGGCUUUGGCUUUCACUGGAAUGGACGGGUUGCUCACAGGAACAGGAGAUGUAAGCUAAGUUAUUGUUAAGAUACCUUAAAAGCAAAACGAUCACAAAACCAUUAUAUAAUAUAACAAGUUAUUCGUGAAAUGGCCAUAUUUUGGCCUUAUAUAUAGUGAUCGUGACAUUUUUCUUAUUUCUUUUUAUAAAAAAUGACGUCCGU